Messenger RNA from Lethenteron reissneri (Far Eastern brook lamprey), 1453 nucleotides. Its product is annotated as cyclin-dependent kinase 4-like. The record is from RefSeq and is a predicted model, not a curated record. Gene Ontology annotation, cellular component: cytoplasm; nucleus; cyclin-dependent protein kinase holoenzyme complex. Gene Ontology annotation, molecular function: cyclin-dependent protein serine/threonine kinase activity; cyclin binding; ATP binding. NCBI's taxonomy places the organism in Eukaryota, Metazoa, Chordata, Hyperoartia, Petromyzontiformes, Petromyzontidae. Gene Ontology annotation, biological process: protein phosphorylation; signal transduction; regulation of G2/M transition of mitotic cell cycle.
CACGCGUUCCCACCAGCGGUCCGUCUCCCGCCCUGGUUGUGGUAGCGGCGCGAAACGUCGGACCACCACCACCACCACACGAGUCAAUAGCUUUGUGUGUCACCUCCUCGCCACGACGGAGUAGAGAGCUCAAGACCACCCACACAGACGUCUACGGAGCGAACCACGAGCGGCGGCGUCUGCGCUGGAAGCGUUUCGGGGCGGCGGACAUGGAGCAGCAGUACGAGGCGGUGGCCGAGUUGGGCGCUGGGGUCUACGGGGCCGCGACGACUUUCAAGGCUCGCGACCUCCGGGACCAGGGCCGCUUUGUGGCGCUGCUCAAGGGCCUGCGCCUGCAGACAGGCGGGGGCCCGGAGGAAGAUGCCUGGCAGCUGCUGCAGCUACAGCUGCUCACGAAGCUGGAGCACCCCAACGUGGUGAGGCUGCUGGACGUCUUUGUGGAUAUUCGUGACGAGGGCGGCGCGCGUCACGCCGUGGUCUGUGAGCUCGUAGACCAGGAUCUGUCCACCUACCUGGGGAAGUCGCCCCACACACCGUCCCACCACAUCAAGGAGGUGACGCGCCAGCUGCUGUGUGGGCUGCGCUACCUGCACGGCCACGGCCUGGAGCACCGCGAGCUCACGCCACGCAGCGUCCUGGUGACGGCCUCCGGGUGCGUCAAGAUCGCCGGCUGGGGACUCGGACGCUUCCUGGACAGCGCGAGCAGGGCUCCCACCCCGGCGGUGUCCCCGUCGUGGUACCGCGCCCCGGAGCUGCUGCUGCUGCGGGCGACCUUCGGCCCGGCCGCCGACCUGUGGAGCGUCGGCUGCAUCUUUGCUGAGAUGUUUACACGCAGGCCUCUCUUCCCCGGAGGCUCCGAUGUCGAUCAGCUGACGGAGAUAUUCCGUCUUCUGGGCGUGCCGAGCCUGGAGGAGUGGCCGCUCGGAGCCUCCCUGCCGCACGGCGCUUUUGCCGGCCUCCCCGCUGCUCCGCGGGCUCUGGCUGACUCCGUGCCGGAGGUCGGGCCGGAGGUCGGGCCGGACAACGAGAAUUUGGCGAUGGCGCUGAUGCUGGACCUGCUGACCUUCAGCCCCCGCAAGCGCAUCUCCGCGUCUGUCGCCCUGUACCAUCCGUACUUCUCUGAGGCCACAGACGUGGCCACGGGCGAGAGUACGGCCACAAGCGAGGGUGCGGCCACGGGCGAGGGCGAGGCCUAAGGAGUGGGCCCCGGGGCGAGGCCUAAGGAGUAGGCCCCGGGGCAAGGCCUAAGGAGUGGGCCCCGGGGCGAGGCCUAAGGAGUAGGCCCCGGGGCAAGGCCUAAGGAGUGGGCCCCGGGCAGCAAGGCCGAGGGAGUUUGCGUCGUUUUUCGUUGGUCGCUUGUGUUGCGCCCGAAACGUUGCGAUUUGAUUUGUUUUAAUGUUUCACCGACGUGACUUCACCGAAUAAAACCAAGGAGUAAUAAAAGUGAACUCUG